This is a messenger RNA of Fusarium oxysporum Fo47, 1242 nucleotides long. RefSeq lists its product as uncharacterized. Bases 1 to 1242 code for a protein of 413 amino acids. Lineage: Eukaryota; Fungi; Ascomycota; Sordariomycetes; Hypocreales; Nectriaceae. The record is from RefSeq and is a predicted model, not a curated record. The transcript is spliced from 4 exons.
AUGCCCGGAACCGCCCAACCGCCACUAAGUGCGCGGACAGCGCAGCGAAUUCACGAGCAAGUGACUCGUGAGGUCUUUCGACUCGCCGGCCGUGAUCCCGACAAUCACAUGGAAUGCUUCAAGGCUUGCAUAAAGACUAUCGAGAACACCAAAGUCAUCGAGACAACUGACUAUGCUAUUUGGGAGAGCCAGGAGCCAAUCGCAAGUCCUCUGAAAGAAUUCUCCAACACCAACCGAACCACCAAGAGCGGCAAUUUUUACACGCUCUCACCAACGACCGUCGUGGCUAUUGCCGCUACUCUGAACCUGAAGCACGUCAUCGCCAACUCUAAUGUCAAUAACAAACACGUCGUCAACGCUGUCUCCCCGAGUGCUGUGUGGGCUUACCUUGGUAUUGCCAUCAAUGCAUGGCCUCAGACUGGUGAGUGUCAGUUCUUGGUUAAGAAGUCUGGCGAAGAUUCAAAGUCUCCAACAGUUGGAAAGAUCACCCGGGGAAAGUUUGCAGUCACAACCAAUAUAUUCGGAGACACCACCACCCCUCUGAUGCUUCUGACCAUAGCGAGAUUUAACAGCUGGGUUAAGUCAGCAUCGGGUGCCCCUUGUUUGAAGAAGAGGACUGUCGACGUGCCGCAGAUCAUCCACCGCCGUCAAGCAUUAAGCGAGGGCAAGGAAAUUCUUGAGAAACUAGGAAACCGAAAGUUCAAGCAAAACGAUCCAGCUCUCAUCAGAGAGUGCAGCCAAGUCGCGAAAUCAUGGUUGCCAAUCAUCAAGGACGCAGACACGGAACUAUCAGUUUGGAAAUAUAUGGGCAAGACCGGUGCCACUCUUGCGUCCCUGGUUUCCGAUGAAAUUGACUGGAUUCAACUGGCUCAACAGGUCAAUGAUGCAGAAUCAACUGCAGCUGUAAAGAAGCUGGUUGAACUGUCAGACAAGGGUGCUUUCCUUGAUAUGGUUUCCAAAAUGGACGUUGCUGUCAUGUCUUCCCUCGACCUUGAUCUGGUCAGAGCCAAAGAUCGUCACCAGACGAGGCUCAACAUCAACGACGAUCUCUCCUACCGCAACGAAAUCAUGGCUAAUGUGGCCGAAGCUAUCUCCAGACUCGAGCGUGGAUCAGCAUCGCAGGAGCGACUUCUUCGUUCAAAGCUCUGCUCGAUCUUUGACGCAGCUGAUGCGCUGAUCCUGAAGGAGAACCUUCCGCGGGAGAUUAGCAUCGUGAUCUCGACCAAAGCCAAUGACGAAUAA